Phyllostomus hastatus (greater spear-nosed bat) is the source of this 2055-nucleotide messenger RNA. RefSeq names its product BEN domain containing 4 (gene BEND4). Gene Ontology annotation, molecular function: DNA binding. The record is from RefSeq and is a predicted model, not a curated record. The transcript is spliced from 5 exons. Bases 52 to 1650 code for a protein of 532 amino acids. NCBI's taxonomy places the organism in Eukaryota, Metazoa, Chordata, Mammalia, Chiroptera, Phyllostomidae.
GUGCGGGUCAGGGAGGGGGCGUGCGACCGGGGACCGGCCCCGAAGCGCAGCAUGGAGGAAGAAAUGCAGCCGGCGGAGGAGGGGCCCAGCCUCCCCAAAAUCUACAAGCAGCGCAGCCCCUACAGCGUCCUCAAGACGUUUCCCGGCAAGAGACCCGCGCUGGCCAAACGCUACGAGAGACCCACCCUGGUGGAGCUGCCGCACGUCCGGCCGCCACCGCCGCCCUUCGCGCCGCACGCCGCCGUCUCCAUCAGCAGCAGCGAGCCGCCGCCGCCGCCGCAGCAGCAGUUCCAGGCGCAGAGCACCUACCCCCCGGGGCCCGGCCGGGCGGCCGCUGCCGCAGCCGCUUCGUCGUCAUCGCCUUCCGCCGCGUCCCAAGGCCACCUGAGGACUCCCGCCCAGCCGCCCGCCGCCCCCGCCGCAUCUUCAUCUUCGUCUUUCGCCGCCGUCGUCCGGUACGGCUCGGGCCCUGCGGCUGCCGCGGGCAGCAGCAGCGCUGGCAGUGACGGUGCCAACCUGGAGCUCAGCGCAGAGAGUCGCAUGAUCCUGGAUGCCUUCGCCCAGCAGUGCAGUCGAGUUCUGAGCCUCUUAAAUUGUGGAGGAAAACUUCUGGACUCCAACCACUCUCAGUCCAUGAUUUCUUACGUGAAACAGGAAGGCCCAAGUUACACUGAAAGACAGGACCAGUGCCACAUUGGAAAAGGGGUCCACAGCCAGACCUCAGACAAUGUAGACAUAGAGAUGCAAUAUAUGCAAAGGAAACAACAGACUUCUGCCUUUUUGAGAGUCUUCACUGACUCCCUACAAAAUUACCUGCUCUCGGGGAGCUUUCCAACUCCGAACACCUCUUCGGUCAGCGAGUACGGCCACCUGGCGGACGUGGACCCUCUGCCAACCUCCCCGGUGCACACGCUAGGGGGCUGGACCUCCCCAGCAACGUCCGAAUCCCACGGUCACCCAUCUUCCUCUACACUGCCAGAGGAGGAAGAGGAGGAGGAGGAGGAAGGCUACUGUCCUAGAUGCCAAGAACUGGAACACGAGGUUAUUUCAUUGCAGCAAGAAAAUGAAGAGCUCAGAAGGAAAUUAGAGAGCAUCCCAGUGCCCUGCCAGACCGUGCUAGAUUACUUGAAGACGGUGCUACAGCAUCACAACCAACUCAUGAUCCCACAGCCAGCUGACCAGCCCACCGAGGGAAGCAAGCAGCUGUUGAACAACUAUCCUGUCUACAUAACGAGCAAACAGUGGGACGAGGCUGUAAAUUCUUCAAAGAAAGACGGGAGGCGGCUCCUUCGAUACCUCAUCCGAUUUGUUUUCACGACCGAUGAGCUUAAGUACUCAUGCGGCCUUGGGAAAAGGAAAAGGUCAGUGCAGUCAGGAGAGACAGGUCCUGAAAGACGCCCUCUGGAUCCAGUUAAAGUAACAUGCCUCCGAGAAUUCAUUAGGAUGCACUGCACCUCCAACCCCGACUGGUGGAUGCCCUCAGAGGAGCAGAUCAACAAGGUGUUCAGCGACGCCGUGGGCCACGCCCGGCAGGGCCGCGCGGUGGGGACGUUCCUGCACAACGGGGGCUCGUUUUACGAAGGGAUUGACCCCCAGGCUGCCCAGGAUGAGGUCUUCAACAAGAAUUCCCAGGAUGGGUCUGGGGAUUAGUGGACAAAGCUGCUCCACGGUAGCCGCUGCUCCUCUCACGAGUUCUCAUUGCGAACGUCCUAUGCCCAUCACCUUAGAGUCCAAAGCACGGCAUUCUGUCACGCGCCCUAAAUCUGAACUCUCUUAACCCAGUGACACACUUCCCAAAUAGAAAUCCACUUUAGGGUCAUUCGGGAAGUCUGUGGAGCCUACCACAGAUUUUCAGAAUAUUACAGAAAAGAAAAAGCUACAAUUGAUUUUGCAAGGUUACUACUGGCUAGAUGGUGAGGGUGGAAAACAAAAAAAUAGGCAGACUCCGAGUCUCCUGUCUGAAAUCGAGUAAACUCUGCUUCCUGAGCAGAGCCGGUCCCGUGGGAACCACUUACAGGGACAAGGGGCAGGCAUGCCCUUACUUUCACUGUACUA